This is a messenger RNA of Lactuca virosa, 2519 nucleotides long. Lineage: Eukaryota; Viridiplantae; Streptophyta; Magnoliopsida; Asterales; Asteraceae. The record is from the annotation of a GenBank genome assembly.
AUUCUAUCCUUGCAAACUUUUAUUAGAUCACAUCUAACAAAUCCACUUUUGCUUCUUCCCUGCUGCAUUGUCAUUCUACUGUAAUCUUUAUCAUCUUGCUGCUCACAUCCAACACAUCUUUGAUCUUUAACCUCAUCGUUCUCUUCUGUGUCGACCAAACACUUUUGACUGUAAAAGAAAGAAGGCUGAUUCGGGUGUUUUUCCUCAAUUUCAGUCUCCAUAAAAUUAGCUGUAACUUGUUCUAUUGACUGAAUAAAAUGGCGGAAGCAGCAACAAACGAACUGCUUAAACCUGAAGGUGAAACCACAGAUGCUAGUAAAUCUGUUUUUAAUUUGGGAGCUGUUGUUGGUGAUUUAACCAUUGAAGAAGAUGCAAGCAGCAAUGAUAUAUCAUUGGAAGGACUACAACAGGAGCUUGAAGAGUGCAAAGCCGAUGAGGUUGUUGCAAACAUAUUAUCAAAAGGUGUGAAACUGAGGGAGUAUACUAAGGGAGUUGAAAACAAUUUACGCCAAGUUGAAUUGGACUCUAUUCAGGAGUAUAUAACUGAGAGUGAUAAUCUAGUGUCACUACAUGAUCAAAUUCGUGAUUGUGAUGUCAUUCUUUCACAAAUGGAAACUCUGCUUGGUGGAUUUCAGGUUGAGAUUGGUUCUAUUAGUUCAGACAUAAAGAUUCUUCAGGAGAAAUCAUUGGAUAUGGGGCUGAAGCUGAAAAAUCGCAAGGUGGCAGAAUCAAAGUUAGCAAAAUUUGUUGAAGACAUCAUUGUCCCACCAAGGAUGAUAGAAAUAAUUGUUGAUGGAGAGGUCAAUGAGGAAUACUUGAGGACUCUUGAGAUCUUGAGUAAGAAGCUGAAGUUUGUGGAAGUAGAUUCCAUGGUUAAAACUUCAAAUGCUUUAAAAGAUGUUCAACCCGAGUUAGAAAGAUUGAGACAAAAAGCAAUUUCAAAGGUAUUUGAAUUCAUGAUUCAGAAGCUUUAUGCUUUGAGGAAACCUAAAACAAAUAUCCAGAUUCUUCAGCAGAGCAUCCUGUUGAAAUAUAAAUAUGUAAUUACUUUUCUCAAGGAACAUGGAAAGGAGAUUUAUAAUGAAGUGCGUGUAGCAUAUACUGAUACAAUGAACAAGGUGUUAAGUGCUCAUUUUCGUGCAUAUAUUCAAGCAUUGGAGAAAUUACAGCUAGAUAUAGCGGGUCCCACUGACUUGAUAGGUGUAGACACCAGAAGCACGAGUCUUUUUUCAAGAGGAAGAGAGCCUUUGAAAAAUCGGUCUGCUAUUUUUGCUCUUGGAGAUAGGAUAAAUAUUCUCAAGGAAAUUGAUGAGCCUUCAUUAAUUCCACAUAUUGCUGAAGCAAGCUCCAAAAAAUAUCCAUAUGAAGUCCUCUUCAGAAGCUUGCAUAAACUGCUUAUGGACACUGCUACUUCAGAAUAUGUUUUCUGUGGGGAUUUUUUUUGGAGAAGAAUCUGUAUUUUUAGAUAUAUUUUCAGGGCCAUUUACUGUAAUGGAUGAGCAUUUUGGUACAAUUCUUCCAAAUUGCUUUGAUGCAAUUGGUAUAAUGCUUAUGAUUCGCAUCACACACCAACACCAGCUCAUAAUGUCUAGGAGGAGGAUUCCGUGUCUUGAUUCUUAUUUAGACAAGGUUAAUAUAUCAUUAUGGCCACGUUUCAAGAUGAUAUUUGACAUGCACAUCAACAGUCUGAGAAAUGCAAAUGUGAAAACAUUAUGGGAAGAUGAUGUGCAUCCACAUUAUGUCAUGAGGCGUUAUGCUGAAUUUACAGCUUCACUUAUUCAACUUAAUGUUGACUAUGGUGAUGGCCAGCUUGAUCUGAACAUGGAAAGACUCAAAAUGGCUAUAGAUGACUUGCUUAUUAAGCUUGCAAAAACCUUCACAAAGCCAAAACUGCAGACUGUGUUUCUUAUCAACAACUAUGACAUGACAAUUGCAGUUUUGAAGGAAGCGGGUCCCGAAGGUGGGAAAAUUCAGCUCCAUUUUGAAGAACUUUUGAAAAAUAAUACAGCUGUUUAUGUCGAAGAGUUGCUGGUGGAACAUUUUGGCAAUCUCAUCAAGUUUGUAAAAACCCGAGCAUCUGAGGAGGGGAGUUCGGAUAAAGCAGCAAUCAUGGUUGCAGAAGUGGAGCCGCUGGUGAAAGACUUUGGAAGCAGAUGGAAAGCAGCAAUUGAGUUGAUGCAUGGUGAUGUCAUCACUUCAUUCAGCAACUUUCUUUGUGGGAUGGAGAUAUUAAGAGCAGCUUUAACACAGCUAUUACUGUAUUAUACAAGACUCUCUGAUUGCAUGAAGAGGAUUGCAGGUGGGUCCGCUCUUAACAAAGAUCUUGUUUCCAUAUCAUCCAUAAUGUAUGAAAUCAGAAAGUACUCCAGGACAUUCUAGAACAUCAUCAUUCCUUCAUUGAUUUGUAAACAUUUUUAAGGAUUCACUUGCUUUUUUUUUUUUGUCAAUUUGUAUGUGUAUGUGAUGCGAGAAUUGAGAUGAGGUUUUUUUGAUAAAAUAAGAUUGUGGAGUUGUGUUUA